CUCAUGUGCACCUGGGCAGCAGCCAGCCCUGGCUGCUCUAACAGCCGCUCUUAGCAGCAGUCCAGGGAAGGGCAGGAGAAAGUGGGAAGAGGAAGCCUCCGGGGGGGCCCCCUGCCCUUCUUUGCAGCCUGCUUUGCACAGGCCAGCAGGUUGGAGGAGGACCUGGCUACAGCAGUUGGAGCAUCACAGUUCUGAAGAGCCGCCAGGAAGAGUGAACACACGGCAGCCAUGUCACUCAAGAAGGCCUUCCUGGUGUUCAGCCCUCAGGUCUUUGGCCAACCCAGCACUCCUCAGGAUCCCAGCGCUCAGUCAGAUCAUCUGGGCACCGUGGACCAAGGCUCGCCACUGCACAGGAAUGACCAAGGGGAUGGGCCAUCCUCCCACUACAGCAUCCACAUUUCCCCCACCAAGAUACUGGACGACAGGCACAUCCGCCAGGCCUCCAUCCGCAAGGCGUUCCUGGCAGUGGCUGUCCAGUUGCCCUUGACGUUCACCAUUGUUGCUGUCCUCACCUUUGUGAAGGAUCUACUCAAAUUUUCCCAUUCGGAUAACUGGAUUGUCAGCGUUCCUCUGGCUGCCUCCACCCUCUUCUUCACCCUCCUCAUCUGGUGUGGGAAGAUCCAGCUCAAGAACCCCUGGAGCCUCAUGGUCCUGUCCAUCGUGACCCUGAGCCUCGGCAAGAUUCUGAGCAUCCAAGUCAUCCCCUACAGCAUGGCCAACAUCCUCAUUGCUCUGGGCAUCACAGCCACCGUCUGCUUAUUUGUCACCAUCUUUGCCAUAAUGGUCAGGUGCAGCUUCACCUCCUACUUCUGGGUGUCCUUUGUCGGCCUGAUAGCCCUGUUGGUGUUGAACGUGCUUUCCUCCUUCCUUCGGAGCCUCGUUCUGGAGAUUGUCUUUGAUGCCUUCGAAAUCCUCCUCUUCACCAGUUUCCUGACUGCGGAAACCCAGCUGGUCCUGGGGAACAACCCAAAGACUUUCAGCUUCUUGGAGUAUCUCUUGGCAGGCGUCACUUACUUUGUCAUCCUUAUUCUCAUGGUCUUUGACACCCUGGAUAUUGCCUUCCUGAUGAGCAAGGGCUAGGCACCCCCCCCAUCUUCUCUGCAUCCCUCCUGCUUUCCUUGCAAGCUCCAUCUUUGGCUCUGUUCUUUUUCCUCUCCCACCCCUGCCCUCCCCCUCUGCUGAGAACUUUUAUGCAGAGAUCGGAAGUUCCCUGACCUGGGAAUCCCUGGGCAUUCUGCACCAGCUUCCUUUCCUUUCCUGCCUUAUCGUCCCCCAGGGGGUGGGUUUGGGCGGGGGCUAUCCUGCUGCGUCCAGAGCAGCUACACCUGUGCCUCUGGCUUCUGCCUUGAGUUGUAUAUAAAUAGAGUUGUCCUAAUAAAAGUGAGAAGGGCUUGGG
Molecule: messenger RNA, 1396 nt
Organism: Hemicordylus capensis (graceful crag lizard)
Lineage: Eukaryota; Metazoa; Chordata; Lepidosauria; Squamata; Cordylidae
Product: protein lifeguard 1-like
Exons: 7
Coding region: 229-1080 (283 amino acids)
Biological process (GO): negative regulation of apoptotic signaling pathway
Cellular component (GO): Golgi apparatus; endoplasmic reticulum; membrane
Source: RefSeq, a predicted model, not a curated record